This is a messenger RNA of Oreochromis aureus, 3418 nucleotides long. RefSeq names its product SH3 domain containing 19 (gene sh3d19). Gene Ontology annotation, molecular function: protein binding. Gene Ontology annotation, cellular component: ESCRT-0 complex. Lineage: Eukaryota; Metazoa; Chordata; Actinopteri; Cichliformes; Cichlidae. The transcript has 23 exons. Bases 1 to 3234 code for a protein of 1077 amino acids. Gene Ontology annotation, biological process: protein transport to vacuole involved in ubiquitin-dependent protein catabolic process via the multivesicular body sorting pathway. The record is from RefSeq and is a predicted model, not a curated record.
AUGGCAGAAUCCAGGCGUGAGGAGGAGGAGGAGAAAGAAGGGGAGCGCACAAGCCAGGCAUCGGGUAUGGUGGUGUAUCAGGCUUUGGUUUAUCUGCAGAGCGCUGCUCUUCAGGUAAGGCUGUCAGCACAUGGUGUCAUCACUUCUACUGAUACAGAUGACCAGGCAGAUCGUGCUGAAAGAACCAAGAACCAAGAACAUUUGCAUUCCAGUCUGGGACCUCUCUCCUCAAUACGAGCUGCUAUCAAACGAACGAGAACAAACUCUCAGAGCAACAACAGAGACGGGAGGCGACCACAGAUAACCUUUAUAGCAGCAGAGCCUCUGACAAGUAACACCUGGUUCACAGGAUCCUCAGUGGUUUCCCCUCCUCCUCAGCCGGGCUCUGUGUCCCAGGUGAUCAAAGAGAAGACUGGGGAGGAACACGCCAUAAAGCCCACUGCAGCCCCCCGCCGGAGCAGCUGCACAGGCACAAGCACCACACAGACUGACCCUGCCGCUGCCGUCACACGGCGUGGUGACACUCCACCGUUGGCUGAGAAAAGACCUGCUGGUACAAAGCCACAAAAGCCACCCAGGCCCUCGCUGCCAAAAACAGCAGACAGAAAAGCACCAGAGAAGGUUGUGACAAAUACCGCAGCACUCACAAACGCUGAGGACCAAAGUGAUCCUGACUCUGAUGGAAAGCAACUUCAACAGCAAGACUCCAAGCAUACGUGUGCCCGAUCUGUAACUGUGCACUGGAACAUUCCCCUAAACCAUCCUUCUGUUGCCCCUGAACCUGGUAACGCCACUCUUUCUCCUUCAAACUCCAAUCGCAGCCAACGUCCCGUUCCACGCCCUCGCACGAAAUCCCUUAAGCAACCAACCGAAGAGGAGGCCAAAGUUCAGACUUUGGUUGAAAUCGGUGAAAGUUUUGAGGAUAUUCAAUCUGAUAACCAGGAGGUCCUCUCAAAUAAGUAUUUAAAGGAGUUGUUGGAGGUUUUCGGUGCAGAUAACGAGCAGGGCGGUGGCAUCACUGAUCAAGCCGACGAAUCCUCGCAAAGUGAAGAUGCUCCUGACGAGAUGAGCGGCAGCAACAAUCAACGUAGCAUCCGGGCCAAGAUCCAGGCUUUUGAGAGCCAGGCUACCAGCGAGGACGGAAAUGGGAAUGAAUCUAGCAAACCGCAGCUUCCUGCCAGGAAGCCAUCCAUUAGACCUCCGGUUGCUGCUAAACCUUCUGUAGCUCUCAAACCUCCGUUUACCCCGAGUAUGGACGAUGACAGUCAAAACAUAUCGGGGGCAAACCUCUUUAAAACCCCUACGACAGCCCCCAGACCUCAGCCUCCCGAGAAACCCGCAGGUCGAUCAAUAAGGGAGGAGCUGGAGGCUUUACACAGCAAGGGUGCCAUGUCACAAAUAUCACGCUCUCCGCUGACCAGAGUCAGCCAAGUGUAUGAGGAAGAACCUUCACUUUUUCCACCUGAACCUUCACUUUUUCCACCUGAACCUUCACUUUUUCCACCUGAACCUUCACUUUUUCCACCUACACCUCCGGUGAAGGAACCACUCAAACCCAAUCUGAAUAUAAACAACCACAACUCAGCCUCUGUGGUCAGAGAGAAUGAGUAUGUGGAGACUCCAAUAAAUCCGAUGCCAUUUAAACCGCCGCGUAACUCUAACGUCAAUGGGGGCUCCUUCACCGUGCCAAGCCUGCCGAAGCGACCAACCACCAUCAGGGUCCCCAGCAAAACCAGUUCAGAUUCCUCCUGGGAUGAUCCUCCUCCUCUUCCAAUUCAGAACCCCGUGGGCUCACUAAACAACUCGAUGAACCACAAAAAAAGCCUGCAGUCCAGCUUGUCCCUCCAGGAGCCUUUCAGUGCUAUGCCAAUGCCAUCACUGCCGCCUCGGAAGCCAAGUAUGAACAAAAGCCUCCCACCUCGCCCACCUCCAGCCAAAAUAGCCCCGGGAAGGCCUCCCCAAAGCUUCAAAGCCACAGGUCGCUCUCAGUCGCUGUCAUGGGACACUUCACCUAAACUCCAGCCAGAGAAGCCCCACAGGAAAGAUCUCGUCUUACCCCCAAGGCCCAACCCAGGCCACCGCCUCUACAACAAAUACACUUUGCAGCUUCCCCAUGGGAUUGCAAGCUUCGACUACAAAGGGAGUAAUUCAAGAGAGCUGUCAUUCCAGAAAAACGAAGUGCUGCUGCUGCUUAGAGAAAUUAAUCACAAUGAAUUUGAGUGCCAAGUUGGACAAACUAGAGGAAAAGUCCACAAGUCCCGCAUGAAGAUUAUAACUCCCCUUUCCUCGGAUGAAUCUUCACCACAGGGUUCUGACCAAACUGGGCUAAAGGUGCAGGUCAUACAUGACUUUGAUCCAGAGGGUCCCGGAGAGCUGAGUCUGAGAGCGGGAGAUAUUGUGACCAUGGUGGAGAAGGUGGACAGCGAGUGGUACAAAGGCACCUGUAGGGGAUCUACUGGUUUCUUUCCCAUCAAUCAUGUCAAAGUCCUGUUGGAUUCCCCAAAACCCCUCCCAGAGAGGAAACCAAAGCCGCCACCAACACCCGCAAAAGUCAGUGGUCCCAGGUGUAUGGCAAGGUUUGACUUUGAAGGGGAGCACAGUGAUGAGCUGUCGUUUUCUGAGGGUGAUGUGAUCCAGCUGAAGGAGUAUGUGGGACAGGACUGGGCACGGGGACAGAUCGGCGGCCACACUGGCAUCUUCCCCCUUAACUUUGUAGACGUCAUCGAAGAUCUGCCUCCACCCCCGAGUCAGAAACCCAGUAAGAAGGUCGCACUGCCCGGGAUGGCUGCCGCUUCUCCCAGCAUCCACCCUGAGGCUGCCAAACCUGCUCAGGCGUCUCACUCUGACGUGGAGUGGGUGGUGGCUCUGUAUGACUAUGCAGGGAGGACAGAGGAAGAGCUGUCCUUUCAACAGGGCGACUGUAUCCUCGUCACCAAGCACAUGGAUGCUGAGUGGAGCUGUGGCAGGCUCAACGGCAGGGAGGGCCUCUUCCCCAGGAAUUAUGCGGAAAGCACCACAGGCCAGCAGCUGUUUAAUAACCAGGAGAAUGGAGCUGCUGGAGGCGGGAGAGCCAGGGCUCUGUACAGCUUCACAUCAACCUGUGAUGAGGAGCUCUCCCUGCGGGUUGGGGAUAUUAUAACCAAUCUCGAGUCCAUAGAUGAUGAAUGGUUUUUAGGGGACCUGAGGGGCAAACGGGCCUUGGUUCCUAAAAACUACGUGCAAGUACUGGAUUAAAGCCACACGGGCUGUUGCUCGGUGCAAAGCACAGCUGGAUGACCUGAAGCUCCAGCGACUUGUUCACAGCAGCAGAAACCUGAACUGACUAAGUUGAAUGCAGUAUUUUAUCUACAAGUAGUGCAACCUUUUAAGUCCACUUGAAAAAUGUUUACUGAAUAAUCAAUAAAAAUAUUAGAUUGUG